Molecule: messenger RNA, 2334 nt
Organism: Pisolithus orientalis
Lineage: Eukaryota; Fungi; Basidiomycota; Agaricomycetes; Boletales; Pisolithaceae
Exons: 7
Coding region: 1-2334 (777 amino acids)
Source: RefSeq, a predicted model, not a curated record
AUGCCCCAAUCUGACUCUGAGGAGGAUUUCACCAGCCGCAUUGGUGCCAUUGAUGGCGGCAAUGAUUCUCAAGCUGACAAAGGGACUCAUGGAGAUAGCUCUGACUCUGGAAGUGACCUCGAGCAGAUGCGGAGGGCCCUCCAUGUCCCAGGUCCCACUGCAGAUGUGCAAGAGUUGAGAAAGGCACUUUCCUUUGUACAAGAGGCUUAUUUUGAGACGCAGAACGAGCUUCGAAGUGUAUGCAGGGAUUAUGUAGCCCUUCAAGCUACAGUCCCUGCUCGAAGUCGCAAUUGUACCACAAAGGCACCCUCCGAACUCGAUAAAUCCAUUGCCAAAGCUGCCAAGAAGUAUAUGAUGUUCUACAAUUUCUGGAUCGACAAUUCAAUUUUCCCAACAAUUCGAAAACCAAACAUCGAUCCCCACAGCCCCAUGCGUUGGUCAUCCCCUCAAGCGAUGGCUGAUGGGACAGUUGAAGAAUUGUAUGAGGCAGUUCCAAAAGAACUCCAUAAGCAGAUGGAGACAUACCAAGCGUUCAAGACUGUAUUUCAUCACCAUGUCAAUACAGAACGUUCUAACCUGCUCAAAGCAGUUAAAGAUAGCGCUUCCAUUGUCUUCUCAUCUUUGAAACUUCCUGUCGAUAUCUUUUCAGAGUCUCUCCAAGAUUCGAAGGCUACCAGCAAGGAUCUUCUCAUUUUGUUGAAACUCCCAGAAAAUGUUGAACUCGACGGCAAGUAUGAACAUCUCGCACCAGUUCUGUUCACUGAUCCACACAACAUGACCUCAGACACGCUUUUCAAGAGUGUGGUACUUGUCAAAAUGGCGCAUCUUCUGUUGAAGGGGAAGAGUUCACUGCUUGGCACAAAGAAAAGGGGAGGGCCAAAGCCUAGAGGGGAAAUUAUGAAGGUCAAUAGCAUCACCGAGGGAAUGAUUGCUAGUUUCACCGUCAUGGCAUGCUACUUGCUCACUCAUGACACAGAACUCAAUGCAGAAGGAAACCACACAAAGAUUCGAUAUCGCGAUGAUUUCAAUUUUUAUGUCCGGCUACUCUUCAAACGUAAUAAAUGGUCACGGGAAGUCAUGCAGUUCUUUAAUGACGAUUUAUUUGGGCCACAGCCUCCCCGUCAACCACCACAGUUUGAGCCUACUCACUUAGCUCCUCAGCCAUGUAACUGGGAAGAUGACCUUCUUGAGGAGAUGGAUCAGGAUUCUGACACCCCUUUCUCGAUCCCCAAUUCCACUGGAGCCAAGUCCCCACUACAGUUGCAGGCUGGUUCCCAUCCUCCUGACAUGGCAGCCACUGUUUGCCCACCUCCCAGUGCCAGUACUUCUGUACUGGAGGAUACGACUGUCAACCAUCAAGCAUCAGCUUCAAUUUCCCACGAAGGUGCAGGUAAUGCGAGGCUGUCUGCUACGACUCAAGUCCACCUUGGUGUCGGAAGACUUUCCCUUACUGACCCAGGUGAUGCUGAAUCUGGACGCUCCGUUUCUUCUGCUCGCUGCACUUCUGCAGCAUCAAAGCAGAGGAUCACACCUGUUGCAGCUGAUGCACCUCUCAUUACCCAGCCACUGCAGGAGAAAUGCCGUACGAGAGUGCACUCAUUGUGCUGUUUCCAACCCAACUUCAUCGAUGCCCCCUUCGCCUAUGACACCCUCAACCUCGAGGCCUAUCUCCAGUACCCACAGUCCCCCUAUGGUGUCUCCUCCAUGUCUUUGCCCGGCCCCUCUUCAUCUUCCCCCUGUCUCGGCUUUGACUCGCUGAACCUGUCCAACACCAUUGGCGAGUACUCUUACACGUCCUCAUACAUCACUACCUCCCCUGGUCGUCCUUACAUGCCCCUGGAGAAUGGCAUUUCUCCCCUGCUGUCUACAACCUCUCCGCAGGUGAGCUGUCUUCAGAUGGCCUUACCUCUGGAAGGCGCAGCCAUGACAGUGGUACCCGCUUGCCUGUGUCAGCCCUUGGAGUGGUCGUUGCAGCCUCUCAGCCAAGUGUCGCUCAGUGCUAUCAUGUUUGGUCUUCUUGCAUCGAUUCCAUUGGUUACGGGUACCAUCACUGCUGCUAUCUUCAUGUGGUCCUUCUAUUGUCAGUACGCAGCAUCCCUUAUGCUCCCGACGAUGAUGGCCAUUCCAAGUCCCGGUGUAUCAACACCACCUCUAUCCUCAUCUGGCGACAAUGAGGAUAGCAGCAUCCCAGCCCUGAGUUUUCAUAAUGACGAUGUUCCCCUUGACCCACCUCAUGCAUUAGAUCAUAUUAUAGUGCUGAUUUUGUGUAUAUUAGCAUGUAAUAUGAUUUCUGUAAUUGCUAUAUGGUAUAGAAACCAGGCAAUAUUAGCUUGA